Messenger RNA from Metarhizium album ARSEF 1941, 639 nucleotides. RefSeq names its product Npc2-like protein. Gene Ontology annotation, molecular function: sterol binding. The transcript has 2 exons. The coding region runs from base 1 to 639 and encodes 212 amino acids. Gene Ontology annotation, biological process: sterol transport. NCBI's taxonomy places the organism in Eukaryota, Fungi, Ascomycota, Sordariomycetes, Hypocreales, Clavicipitaceae. The record is from RefSeq and is a predicted model, not a curated record.
AUGGUUACUGCGGACGACAGUCGGUACGACAUUCAUCAGUUUCACGCAGCCUACAGACAGGACCUACCUGGGAUAUAUCAACGCGGCCUGCGCCUCGCCAUCCAAAGCCGUUCUUGUCCCGUCUCCCCCUUUGUCGCCGUGAACAUCUUUGCAAGAAACCCCGGCCUGUCCAGAAAUCAACAUCCAGUCCACGACAUGCAUGCCCUCCUGCUGUUCCUCUUACCAGGCAUCCUCGGCGCCGCAAAUGCCGCUUCAAUCAUGGACUGCGGAAGCACAGCAAAAGACCUCGAGUUUCACGUCGCAGGAUGCGCCGACGCCGACCCCGCCUGUGUCUUCUCGUCGCGCCACAACGCCUCCGUAGAAGCGUCCUUCACCGCUCCGGCCCCCUUCCAAAGCGCAAAGAUAGACGCCUCUGCCUCGGUGGGCAUCAUCCAGCUCGACUUCCCCCUGGAGCCUGCCGAAGCAUGCGGGAACUGGGGCCUCCAGUGCCCGGCUCAAGCUGGGUCGCGCCAGACGUUAAAGGUCGAAAUCCCGGUGCAGAGUUCCUAUCCCAAGAUCAAAGUCGGCGUGAAACUACGACUGAUUGCUCAGACGGGGGAGACUUUGAUUUGCAAAUCGUUCCCGGUGAGGAUCACGUAG